Molecule: messenger RNA, 3994 nt
Organism: Mercenaria mercenaria
Lineage: Eukaryota; Metazoa; Mollusca; Bivalvia; Venerida; Veneridae
Product: hepatocyte growth factor receptor-like
Exons: 16
Coding region: 16-2637 (873 amino acids)
Biological process (GO): protein phosphorylation; positive regulation of kinase activity; cell surface receptor protein tyrosine kinase signaling pathway
Cellular component (GO): signaling receptor complex
Molecular function (GO): transmembrane receptor protein tyrosine kinase activity; ATP binding
Source: RefSeq, a predicted model, not a curated record
ACUUCUCGACUGUAUAUGACAAGGACUUGGGAUUGUGAAGUGCAUACUACUUGCUAUGGAUGUCUGAGCGACUUAGUCUCCUGCAUCUGGCAGCAAAAGCCGAAUGAUGGUGUACAACCUCCUAAUGGAAGGUGUAUUUCGAAUGAAUCACGUGUAGAAAAAACAGCUGUUGUCUUCAAUUCAUCCUGUCCACCACUGGUUCAUGACGUUCACCCGAAUAAAGGACCAAUUAGUGGUGGAACUGUGUUGAAGUUGACUGGCUUGAUGGACAAUCCAGCUCGAUAUGGAAAAAACAGCCAGAAUAAUCGGGUACCAGUCAGUGUCUUUAUUAAUGGUGUGAGAUGCAGUGUCAGUGACGUUACACAGUUUCCUGAAAGACUGGAAUGUAUAACACCCGUGGCACAAACAGCAGGAGCCUUCCGUAUUUCAUUAGAAAUGCACAAUAACGUCACAAAUACUUCCAUUCGGGACAGAUUUCAAACAAUAGUGUCCAAAGGUCGGGCCGACUACCAGCCAGAGUUUGUUUACUUGGAUCCUGUGCUGUUUGAUCGCGGGGUUGUCCAUGGGAGCGUAAAAAUGUCUGGGAAUAUACAACUGACUAUCCGCGGGAAAAAUCUUGACAUUGGCAGUAAGAGACGCGUGCUUAUUGGUAGACAUGAUUGUCUUAUUACUGAAUUUGACAGAAUCGAGGACAAUAAGAUAACAUGUCGUUCUCCGGAACUGAAUGAUACCAGAAAUUACACGAUAGUUUAUGAGGUUGACAAAACUCGAGUGGUUGGUCCAGUGGUAAUCUACACGCCUGAACCUGUAGUCCACGACAUACAACCUAGAUCAUCUAUAGUAAGCGGAGGAUUGACACUGACCAUAUCGGGGGAAAAUCUAGAAGGAUUUAGACAAACUUGUCAGCUGAAUUUGGAAGACAACAACAGCACUGCAAUGAAUGUUAGUUUCUGUGAGAUUGCUUACGAAGCAACUGAUGCCGUUUUAUUGUGUAAAACAACAGCGUUUGACAGUUUGAAUAGCCUCCCAUUUUGGACAGUUCCCACCUUGUUUAAUGUUUAUGGAAAGCUGCGAACGAUCGACCGGCUCCCGGUUCUUAUUGUAGAAGAUCCUGUCAUGGAUCGCGACGACAAAAUCAUCCCGAUCUCAGUAAAUACAAAUGAGACGGAAAUUUACUUUAAGGGGUCAAUGUUGGCAAAUAUUAGCAAACAUGACGUCAGAAUAUCAAUUGGCAUAACUGGGUGCGUUGUUAAUGAAGUACAGGAAGAUGGCAUACUGUGUGAAGUGUUUGAUCUUCUUGUGUCUGCCACAGAUGGGCUAAAGGAAAGAGUCAAGUGUGAAAUAGGGUAUCGGUCCUACGACUUAGGCACAGUUGCAUUCAAGACCAAGCAACAGCCACAUCCAAUAGCCAGUCGCCCUCCUAUUGAAGCUGAGAGCAACUAUGAUAGCGUAGUCGUCGUCGGCGCCGUCAUGUUCUGUGCGCUUGUCAUCGCCGUCGUCGGCAUUGGAAUAAAGAAAAUUAGAAAUAAAAGGCACCGAUCUCUAGAUGAGCCGUACAACGUGCAUUACCGUCGGGACAGCAAUGUUCUCACACUGGACGGCCUGUCAGAGAGCCAUACCUCUGAUGUUAUUCAGAAUAGACAAAAUGAUUACCAAGAGCACAGGAAUCUGAGAGGAGUAGCACAGGAUAAUACGUUUGUUAAAGAAUCUGAACCACUCCUUCCAGUAAUUGACGAAGACACCCGAGCUAUGUUUGCACAGAAGAAUCUUAUUAUUUCAAAUGAAUGCCUUGUUCUGGGAGAAAUAAUAGGACAAGGGCACUUCGGCUGCGUGUAUAAAGGAUAUCUGACUCUUCCAAAUGAGAAGGCGGAGAAAAUUGUUGCUUGUAAAACGCUCCAUCGAAACAAUCCCAAAGACCUAGAUGUGAACAUGUUUUUGAAAGAAGCUUUGAUAAUGAAGGAUUUUCAUCAUAACAAUGUUAUGGAGCUGAUAGGGAUCUGUCUUGGAGUUGACAAACUUCCGCUUGUCGUGCUGCCUUUCAUGAGGAAGGGAGAUGUACUGUCUUACAUCAGGGACGUCAAUAAUCAACCUACAGUGAAGAAGCUGGUAGUGUUUGGAGUAGAUAUUGCAAAUGGAAUGCAUUAUCUCUCGCAACUGAAAUUCAUCCACCGCGACCUAGCUGCAAGAAAUUGCAUGAUCGACGAUAACAUGAGGGUAAAGGUAGCAGAUUUUGGCUUGUCACGUGACGUAUAUGAGAAAGAAUACUACAGUUCUUGUGAUAAAAAGGCGCAACUGCCGGUUAAAUGGAUGAGUCCAGAAAGUCUGGAAUUUGGGCUGUUCACACACAAGUCGGACGUGUGGUCAUUCGGUGUGGUUCUAUGGGAGCUUCUGACCAGGGGUGUGAACCCUUACCCAACAGUAGAUAACUGGGAUAUUCUGAGAUACCUUAAAGAAGGCAGAAGACUGAACAAACCUGACUUUUGUCCUGAUGAAAUGUAUCGCAUUAUGCAACAAUGUUGGAAUUGGGAUCCGGAAGAAAGGCCAUUAUUUGGAGAUCUGACCAUUAAAAUCCCUGAGUUACUCAGGAAACUAGAGAGAGUAUCUGAGAAACGAAAACAACUAGAAACAAGCUACUGAACACAUACUCCUGCAGAUAAUAGUUUUCAUAUAUGCAUGAAAACCUCUAUAUAUUGUACAAAUAUGGGAGCCCUUAUUCCGGCAAAAUUGUCAUUUUUCUUUUCAUUACAUCAUUGGGUCUUGAACAUAUUAAUAAUGUGGUUGAAACUUUAAAACAUGACAACGGACAUUUAUUUAAAUUCACAGAAUAUGUGAGUCUGUCCAUUUGAAUUUUAAAUGUAUAAGUUCAAAAUCAUUUCACAACAUUCUACGUGCAUUUUUGAAAAGGAAAUAUAUUAUUGUUUCAAUAUAUUAGGAAACACACUUUUAUAUUAGAAUUGUUUAUUUUGUUGUUUGUUUUAUUAGAUUUGUAGAUUUUAUUGUUUCUUGAUUUUGCCAACACAGGCUAUGAAUGUAAAUAUAUAUGUACAUUUUAUUUUGUGACGAAAGAAUAUCAUAUGACAGAACUAUUUCUGAAUAUUACACAGAAGGAAAGUCUCCACAGCUUUUAUGAAUAUUUUCUAAAAUAGUGAAAAGUAGAAAUUGAAUAGAAAGUUUACCUACAAAUCUGGAAGACAUUUAUUUCAAAACUUAAACUUAGUUCAAUUUUAGUACAGUCAUUCUGAUUCCUUAAUUCUGUUGUGUAUUUUUCGGUGAAAAUAUAUGAGUGAAAUGUUUUGAUAUCCCUCCAAAACCAUAAGUUUAAAAAAAUGAGUGACAGCUGAAUGUCACAUAGACGUUAUUUAUGAACGUAGGCCUGAUUUCUGUUGAUAUUGUUUUCUUUACAUGAACUGUAUAUAUAACUUAAUAUAUACGAGGACCUCGUAUGAUAUUAGGUAUUUACUGUCAAGCUUGCACAUUUUGAAAACAACAAAGUUUUUAGCUUAACUGAGCACGAAGUGCUCAUAGUCAUGUUUCAGAAUCUAUGGAUGUUCGUCCUCCGUUCGUCCAUCGUUCCCUUAUACAUGUAUCUUUAAAGAACAAGCCCUAAACUACAUUGCCAACUUCAACCAAACUUUAAAGGAGUGAUCCUUUUAUGCCCCCCAUUCAGUUUCCUUUAAAUCUAGGCCAUCCGUGCAGAAUUUCCUUAAAAGUCUUAUCCUCAGAAAUCGCUGGUCCGAUUUCGAAAUAAUUUACAGCAGUGUAUCUUAGGUGACAUUUUAUUAUUUUCAUUCUGUUUAAAAACAUGGCCGCUAGGGCAUGGGGCUUAAUUGCACCAUCUGGCUAUAUGGAAAGCUUUGAAAAGCUCCUCUGGAAGCACCGGGUCAAAAUGAUUUUACUGACUGAAAUAGGUCUUGGGUGACCUUUUACAAAAGUACAUACUAUUUCAAACCUAAUGCAUAGUAUUGUUUAUGUCAAAUAAACGUGUUAAAUUUUA